AUGGCUUCAAAAAUAUCAAGAUUUUAACCAUGUUUAAAAUAAUUUACUACAUAAAGAAACUCGAUCAAAUAAUUAAGUAAUUUUUAAUUUAUAAUAAAAUAGAAAAUUUGAGGAAAAUAAUUUACUUUAUAUAGAGCUUUUGAAGUUGAAGAUAAAUUGAGCAAAUCUAAAAGUUUGGAUGUUAACAGGAGAUAAAUCAGAGAUAAGAUUUAUGUAUAAAGGAGAAUAGAAAAAAAGUAUAAUUGUAAUAAAGAGUAUUUGAAGGAUCUUUCUUAUGAUUUAUAAUUGAUAAAGAAGAUUUAGCAUAAGCUUUUAUUAAUUAAGCAAUAGAUUUUGAAAGUAUUUUUUAUUGUAGAGUUCAGUCCUAUAUAACAGGUUAAUGUUGUUAGAUUAAUUAAAGAUAGAUUAAAUAAGAUUACUUUAGCUAUUGGAGCCGAUGAUGUUAAUGUGACUCAGGCAGUUUGGAGUUGGAUUAUAAGAAAAUGA
Messenger RNA from Paramecium sonneborni, 486 nucleotides. Lineage: Eukaryota; Ciliophora; Oligohymenophorea; Peniculida; Parameciidae. The record is from the annotation of a GenBank genome assembly.